AUGCCGGAGCAGAUACCGCUACAAUUGGAGAACGAUUUGAACGAUUCAGCGAAUUGGUCCGAAAUAAAUCGUACUACCGAAUCGACCAACAAGGUACCUCCAGAUGCCGUCACAAGUCGCAGUUCGCCGCGAUGUGAACUCGAGAGCUUCGCGUCGGAGGUGUCGGCGGCGCUGCAGAAGCUGCGCGAGAAGGACGUGCGCAUCAUCCUGGGCAACUUCAACGAGACGUGGGCGCGGCGCAUCUUCUGCGAGGCCUACAGGGAGAACAUGUACGGGCGCAAGUACCAGUGGAUCAUCAUGGGCACGUACUCGGAGGAGUGGUGGGCGCACGAGGACGAGGACGCCAACUGCAGCACGGCGCACGUGGCCGCGGCGCUGGAGGGCUGCAUCCUCACCGACCUGCUGCCGCUCUCCACCAACGGCGAGAUCACCGUCUCCGGCAUCACGGCCGAGGAGUACCGCCUGGAGUACGACUCGCGGCGCGGCGCCGAGUACUCCCGCUUCCACGGCUACACGUACGACGGCGUGUGGGCGGUGGCGCUGGCCAUCCAGCACGUGGCGCACCGCAUCCGCCACUUCCGCAAGAACCAGACGGUGGUGGACUUCCGGUACCGCGACCCGCUCUGGGAGCGGCUCUUCCUCGAGGCGCUCAAGAACACCUCCUUCGAGGGCGUCACGGGUCCAGUCCGUUUCUAUGACAACGAGCACGGGUCGGAGGUGAAGGUGGGCGAGUUCAACGGCGUGACGGAGCAGCUGGACCUGACCCGCGGCCACGCCAUCCAGUGGCCCCACGGCCGCCACCCGCCCAAGGACCGCACCCUCAAGCCAUCUCCUUCUAGUGAAGAUAUUCUUAUUGUUCCAAAAAAUGAACAUUGUCAAAGUAAAAGAAUGACUAUAUUUGUUAGUUCAAUAUAUGCCUACAAGGGAUUACUAAUGAUUUUUGGAGCAUUUCUUGCUUGGGAAACUCGUCAUGUAAGCAUUCCUGCUCUGAAUGACUCAAAAUACGUGGGCAUGAGUGUAUAUAAUGUAGUAAUAAUGCACAUUGUGUCUUGUAUUUGUUCCCAAGGAAGAAAACAACAUUUUCUACAAAACCACCAUCAAUAGCUGUAACAGGAAGCAAAGAAAUAAAAGUUGUCCCUCCUGGUCAAGCUGCACCAGUCCUCAGGCACGAGAAGGAAAUGCCAGCGCGAACAAAGCCCACGAUCACCAACGCAACUACCACUGCAAGUAUUGACGUUGCCGAUAGUAUGGCCACCCACCCUAUUGUCAGUGCUGACAGGCCUCGUUCUUCAGUUUUACGCCCAGAGGAUUCGGAACCACUUCUUAACGUAUCGAAUAUAAGCACCGGUGAAAGUAACGUUCAUUUCGUCCCGGAAAGCGUCGAAGAAGAAGAAGGCCAUCACGACAUUCUGGCCGAAGAGAAAUCGCUCAUCGAAGACUUACUGGAAGAUCAUUCAGACAGACCUCGCCUUCCCACACCACCCUCUUCACUAACGAAAGUUGUUUCAUUUGGGGACGUGACAAACAGUCCUCUCGGCUCAAUGACUGAAACGAUUUUACCUCCCCCGAAACAGUUUCACGCCAAACAUCGACACACUCCUUCGAUCUCGAGCACGCCGCACGCGCCGUUCCCGUCGGCCGCGCCGCAGCACUACGUCCCGCAGCCGCAGUACAGCCAACCUUCCAAAGGCAGCUACCACGCGCAGCCGCCGUACGUGCAGCCGCCGCCGUCGGCGCUGCGCAGGCGCUCCAGCGUGCGCAGCACGUCGUCGGGAGGCUCUGCGCCCGUCUCGCUGGGCAUGGGCCCGGGCGCGUCGGAGCGCAGACGGACUAGUGUGCCCGCAGGCAGCCUCCUGCCCGCGGCGGCGCAGCCGCACGGCCCAGCGCUGCACAACGUCUCGUACGCGUCGGACAACGUGCUCAGAAACGUCAAUAACAACAUGAUUUCCGAGGCAGUGGUGCCGCAGUACUACUACAUGGAAAGUGAUAAAUGUGAUUCUAAAGAGUACAUGAGAAAGCAAGCAGCACACUAUCAUGAAGAUCCGGAUGUUGUCAAUGUUAAAAUGCAAAGUCAUUCCAUGGACAGAAAUGCUGGAAGAUCUUCAAAAUGUAGAACUACACCCUUUUUGCUCAACGGAGGUGAUCUCCUUGUAUCAGGGAAUGCAUCAUCGCCAAAUGUGACUAGAGAUCAUGUUUCAGAGAAGAGCCGAGAACGCUCCGCUCAAGCCCACCGCUUGCCAUAUCAAUAUAGUAAUCAAUAUGUGCCAGCAGACACGGAAGCUCCUGCAAGAAGGCCCACAGGGGACAUAAGAAGCAGCAAUGUUGGCACUGUUGCACCUAUACCUCCUCUCAAACAACAGAAGUCAGCCCUUUCCCACGUCCACAGCACACCAAAUGUGGCCUCCAUUCGAGGGGGAAUUUAUUCUAAUGUUUCUUCAUAUGCCCGUCAUGGCAGUAAAACUGCUUCCUCUUCAUCGAUAACAAAUGUUACAGGAAUGUGUUCUGCUGUUUCUGAAGGUGAACUCUUGGAUUUAGCUAUUUUGCCCAUUUUUCAAAAGUUGUUGAGCGAAAGACAUAAAUCUAGAAGUGGAUAUGGAGCUUCAAUUGCUUCUUGUCCAAAUAUUUCAAUAAAAUGUGACAUUGUUGAAUAUUUAUAAACAUUUAGUACUAUUAGAUAGAUAACGAAAAGGCUGCAGAAAAAUCUGUAGGCCCCGUUUUGUUAUAACAUUGAGGACAAGGACUGAUUCUUCACCUAACUGACUGCAUAAAAUGUUGAAAGAUAAUAAUUUAUUUCAAGUAUUAAAAUGUCACCCUUCAUGUGCUGUGUGAAAAGAAAUGCAUGCAUCAAGCAGUCACUGUUCCUACGGAAGAACAAUGCACACAAAAUGACUUAUGAUGCAUGCCUUUCUCUUACUCUCAUUCUUGUUCAUUUCUGUCAAUACAUGGAAACUUGAGUAAAAUGUUUAUUAUUGGUGUUAAAAUAGAAGUACUGUUCAAUGUAGUAUUACACAUAGAUCCUUUUUUGCUAUUCAACAUCUUAAUUAGAGCGGAAAUGGAAAAUAAGAUACAGUACAUAAUUUUGAAUUUUUAUUGUUCAAAACAAACAAUUUUAAGAAGUGUGAUUGAGGUUGUUAUUUACUCUAUUGUAUAUGUGUCUGAAAAUAUGAAUGUACUUGCAAGUCAAUUUCAGUUAUUGUGUUCCGAAGUAUUUUAGUAAGAGAAUGCAUACUGUUCUAAGUGUAAAAGUACAUUUUAUCUAAAUUACUUCAAGCUUGUUUGUAUAACCAUUGUAGUGAAUGGAUUCACUAUUUGAACGGUAGUAUGCCUGAUAGUAUUUCAGGUAUGCUACAAUGUGCAAUGAAUUUUUGAAAAUAGAUGUUUCAGUUAAAAGUGUGCUCCCAAAAUGUGAAGAAAGAAAGAAAGAAAGAAAGAAAGAAAGAAAGAAAGAAAUGAGCAGCAGUAAGUGCAUGCUUCAAAGUUGCUGAAUGGGAGUAGUUAAAACCCAGUCCUCACUAUAUGUUGGCUUUAUACAAUAUAUAGCAUAAAAAAUGAUGGAGUGUCUCUCUCACAAGCAGAAAACAUGAAAUGAAUGUUUAGAACUGGAGAUAACACAUUAGCAAUUUACAGGAUAAUUAUAUUACUUGCAAGAUUGUUAACAUAAUGAAAUCCUCUUGUUUCUUAACAGGUAAUUUUGGUUUUAAAUGUCUCCAUGAUUUAUGUCUAUAUAACAUUGCUUUUAAAUUCAUAACAACUUAUGUCUUUAUAUUAGAUAGUAUAAUGAAAAAGAUACGUUGAAUUUACGAUGAUUUACCUGUUCUGUACUCAGUAUAGGAAAAUUGCUCAAAGAUUGUUGUAAAUUUGUUAAUUGCUGAUUCCUGUAAAUUAAUGUAAUGUAACACAAAAUUCUCUUCAACAUAUUAUUUAACAUUCCUGAAAAUGACACGUUAUUCACAGUUAAUAAAGUUAAAAAUUUUGAAUGAAUUCAGAAAGGUACCUGCAAAUUUUAUUCUGGAGAUUGAGUGAAGUUUUAUAAUAGAAAUUUUACAAAUGAAGAGAAUGGUAUUGUAUCAAACGUUAUCCAUUUCUGUUGGAAAUGUUUAAUAUUGAAAAGUCAAUGAUUAUAUAUCAUUUGAACCGUAGUAAUAUGUCCAUAUUAGUCAUGAAAAGUAAAUAAUUUCAAAUUGUUGCACAAAUAUGAAUGACUAGAAGUAAACACUUAUAUAGAAUGCUUCAAACAACUUUUAUUUAAUCUCACUUCAUGAAACAAAUUUAGCAAUUUCAAACAAAUCUAUAUACUGUAUAUGUUUGCAAAAGUUGAAUCCUUUUUAUUGCUUUUUAUUUAUUUAUUUUCUUUGUAUUCUCUUGUGUGUUUUUAUUUUCUUGAAUUUUUGUUCCCUCCUAUUCACUUAUAAUUUGCUCUGCUUUCACUAAUUUACUAAUAUUUUUUCUUUUUCUUUCUUCUUUGUCUUGCUCUGUUCUUGUUACAGUGAAUUCGAAUCUUUUUAUGAAUGGGCCUCAAAUUAAAUUGUAUUUAAACUGAGGAUAAAGAGGCUUCAAUAGCAUUUAAACUUAAAACUUAAUAUAAAAAAUUGAAAACAUUGCAAAACAGUAUAAAUAAAUCACUAGUUUAACUUCACAAUGUAAUCUAGAAUUCUCCAAAAUUUCCCUUUCAUAUAGUUUAAUUUUGGCAUUAUUAAUAAUUUCAGCAUCAUUAUUGAUAUAAUUAUCUGAGAUCUCAUUCCCAUUUAAAUAUUACUUAUGUCCUCAUACAUUAUUUUUGACUGAUGGGUCAAAAGUCACGACUCACUAUAAAUAAUAUCAAUUUUGUUGUAGUGAUCUUUCCAUUGAUUUCA
Messenger RNA from Gryllus bimaculatus (two-spotted cricket), 4853 nucleotides. The record is from the annotation of a GenBank genome assembly. NCBI's taxonomy places the organism in Eukaryota, Metazoa, Arthropoda, Insecta, Orthoptera, Gryllidae.